CAAUCCUAGGACACUUACUCACUUCUUCUUCAUCUCACUUGUAUUCAGUUUCUUGCUCCUUUUUUUUUCUUUACAUCUUAUUAUUCUUCAAUAUAAUUAACUACCAUGUAUCAAGCAGCAGAAUCAUCAUCUUGGGCUGGAAAUUACCACAAUGUACCAACCCGACGAGGAUCAUCGUCCUCGUCGGACCCAUUGGAAAGGGUUGUGAGGCUGGCUUCAGGAAGUGCAGUGGUAAUAUUUAGCAUGAGCACAUGUUGCAUGUGCCAUGCAGUGAAGAGGCUUUUUUGUGGAAUGGGAGUGCACCCAACGGUGUACGAGUUGGACCAAGACCCUAAAGGCAAAGAAAUGGAAAGAGCACUUUCUAGGCUUCUUGGAAAUUCACCUGGUGUGCCGGUUGUAUUCAUUGGUGGAAAAUUAAUUGGAGCAAUGGAUAGAGUUAUGGCUUCUCAUAUUAAUGGUACUUUGGUUCCACUUCUCAAGGAAGCCGGUGCUCUUUGGCUUUAAUUAAGUUUUACUUUAUUUGUAGUUUUGAUUUCCCUUAAUUAAUGUGCUUUAAGUUUUGUGGUAUGUUAUAGUUGAUAUAAUGCGUCAUUUUUAGCUAGUACGUAGUUUAAAUUCAUGGCAAUCUUGGACUUGUUGAUGUGCUGAUACAUGUAGUUCAUGAUCAGCCAACCCUCGUUGUAGAUAUAAUCAAGAAACCACC
Molecule: messenger RNA, 703 nt
Organism: Lycium barbarum (goji berry)
Lineage: Eukaryota; Viridiplantae; Streptophyta; Magnoliopsida; Solanales; Solanaceae
Product: glutaredoxin-C1-like
Exons: 1
Coding region: 106-504 (132 amino acids)
Source: RefSeq, a predicted model, not a curated record